AUGGCUACUAAAGGGUCACAAAAGGAUCCUGCAUGGUCGUGUAGUAUAGAAAUACCAAUUGAGGGUGGAAAAAAAGGUUAUAAAUACCUAAAAUGUAAGUUUUGUAGUAAAGUCAUCAAGGGGGGAGUGAAGAGAGUGAAGGAACAUCUUGCAUACACUCACAAAGAUGUUUCACCUUGUCCUAAUGUUCCCGAUGAGGUGAAGGAGGAAAUCUGUCAAUAUUUGAAGACCUUUGAAACUACAAAAUUUAUGGCCCAACGAAAUUUUGAAGAGAAUGUGGAAUGUGGUGCAUACUUUGUGAAUCACAACAUUAGUUCUUCUCCAAAUGUAAACGAUAGGGGAGUUAGAGGACCUAUGGAUCGAUUUUUGGGGACUACAAAAGAUGAUGAGCAAGGAACCGUAUCGUAUCGGGUGAGAAGAUGA
Messenger RNA from Lactuca virosa, 423 nucleotides. The record is from the annotation of a GenBank genome assembly. Lineage: Eukaryota; Viridiplantae; Streptophyta; Magnoliopsida; Asterales; Asteraceae.